Molecule: messenger RNA, 2493 nt
Organism: Rotaria sp. Silwood1
Lineage: Eukaryota; Metazoa; Rotifera; Eurotatoria; Philodinida; Philodinidae
Source: the annotation of a GenBank genome assembly
AUGAAUGAGAAAAAUUCCAGAAGAUCUAGAUGUCAACCACCAUCAUCAUAUGGUAUAGUUUAUAGAUCACAACGAUCUCGUUCUCUUAGUAAUGAUGGAGAACGUACACUUUCAUUGGAAAGUGUUUUUACAAGAGAACAUAAAUUAUCUAUGGCAAAUAAGAUAGAAUUUACACCAACAGAAGAAAAAGGAACUAAAGUUGCUGAAUUAGUUGAACAAUUUGAAAAAGUUAAUUCAAAAGACAAUGUUCAAUUACGUAACAAAAAUAAAUGUCCAUUAUCAUCAUUCAAUCGAUUUCAUAAUGUUCGUACAUCUACACGUGAAAUGUGGACAUCAUUACCUGAAAAAAAGAACAUAACUACUAUAAGUACUUCCCACUUUAUUCCAACAUAUACUCAAUCUCUUCUAUCGAAUGUAUCAACAUUUGAAAUAAAUAAAGAUACUACUUCGGAUUCAAAUUCAAAAAAUAAAAAUUCUGAUGAUUUAAAAACUUCAAUCACAUAUGAUUCUAAUCAAUCAAAUGAUCUCAUUGAUUCUCAUCAUAUAAAACUUGACACAAUAUCAUCAAAUUCAAUGUCAACAACAACAACAACAACAACAUUAAAACAAACUCAAGUUCAACAUCCCGAAAUAUUUAUUAAAUCUCAACCAAAUCCUAUACAUAAUUUUCCAAAUAUUGAUUUUAAUAUUUCAUCAAAAUUUGAUUCAUUCGAUGGGUCAUCUAUUGAUGAAACUAAAGAAUUCGAUAUUAAACAAAAAGAAAGUUUAUUGAAAUGUCUUGAUGAAGUAUAUGUAAAUGAAGAAAAAUAUAUUAAAAAACUUUAUGUACUUUCUUUUAAAGUUUCUGAUUAUGUUAAAAAAACAUGUCAGAGAGAUGAAAAUCUUCUUCAUACAUUUAAUAGUGUUUAUAAACCAUUACUUGACACAAUAAAACGUUUAUAUAAAUUUCAUUAUGAAUGUAUCUUACCAGAUAUGAUACAAUAUAAAAUAGGUCAUCGAACUGAUAAUAUAUGGUCAAUAUUUAUUGAACAUUUUCAAACAAUUGAAAAUUUAUAUAAAGAAUAUUAUAUUGUCUAUGAUGAAAAUCAACAAAAAUUAGAACGUUUAUGUACUACAAAUCCAUUAAUUCAUGAAGCAAUGCUUCAAUGUCAAGUUCAUCUUGGAAAUUUAUAUCCAAUUAAUGAACUUAAUUGUGCCAAUCAACAUUUACUUCGUUAUAUGCUUCUUAUGAAAACUUAUAUGCAACAUCUUGAUGAAGAUUCUGCUGAUUAUGAUCAUACUUGUUUUGUACAUGAUGAACUAAGUUGUAUAGCUGAUCGAUGUCAAGAAUAUUUAGCUGUAUCUCCAGCACAAUUAAAUAAAUUAAAAUUACGAGUUGAUAGCAAACCAGAAUGUUUUGAUAAACAACAACUUAUUUGGCAUGGUCGAUUAAAAAGACAAUUACCACGUAAACCUACUGAUAUUGUUCAAUAUUAUGUUAUAUUAUUUUCUAAUUGUAUACUUAUAUGUGGAGAAUCAGGAAAUAAACUUGAAAUAAAACGACAAUUAUCAAUAAAAAAUAUAAAAGUUGAAAUUAUUGAACGUGAACGAUUAGCAUCAGCAUCAUCUAAUUCAACUAAUGUACAACAAUUGAGUUUUCUUAUUUAUUAUCCAUUUCAUGUUAAUGCUAUUGAAAAAUCUUAUGAAUUUUUACCUGAUAAAGAAUCCGAUAGAGAAAAAUGGGUGAAUAAAAUUAGACAAGCCAGUGAAGAUUUUCAAAGACGAAAUGCAACUAUAGAAAUUCGUCAAUCGUUUCAUCGUACUGAUGAACAACAAUUAGGUACUCGUGCUCCUUCUGCAUGGGUCAAUUAUUUCGAUGUAACACGUUGUCAAAUUUGUUAUGAUCGUUUUAGUUCUAAAUUAAUAUCUUCACGACAUCAUUGUCGAUCAUGUGGUCGUUGUAUAUGUAGUUCAUGUUCAACAAAAAAAUUAAUUCUUAAAUAUUGUAAUACUAAAGGUGAAGUACGUGUUUGUGAUCAAUGUUAUAAACAUUUUACUGGUAUAGAUAGAAAUCGAUUAUCAUCUCAAAAAAUAACACGUGAUGAAAAUAAAACAAUAUUAUUUGGUGAUUUUCGAUUUUUUCCAUUGAAAUCAAUUAUUUGGAUUGAAUUACAAGAAGAUUAUCAAUUACAUAUAUAUGGUGGAAAAUUAGAUCAAGUUGAAGAUUUUUCUAUUGAUCUUAGUGAACUUAAUAAUAUAAUAUUUGUACAAGAAACACAAACAUUUAUAUUAAAUGGAAAAGAUAAAACAUAUAGAUUAUCUAUGGAAAUAAAUCAUCAAACUAUAUAUCCAAAAAAUGAUUAUAUUGAUACUAAUAUUCAAAAUACAAAAAAUAAAGUAUUAUUUUAUGCUAAUUUAUGGCAUGAUACAAUGCAAUUAGCUCGUUUAAAAAUAACACCUGUAUGGUAUACAAGAAAACGUGAUUCAGCUGAUAGUGGUAUCAGUAAUAUUUGA